UCGGUUGUUAGGUGCCGUCGCGCUCACAGCUCUAUUCGCAUUUGGAGGAUACUACAUUUACUUUCUUUUCACCAUGGACCGUGACCCAGAAGGCCAUCAUUUCAUGUCCCUGAGACUUUCCAGAGUUCUGAGGGACAUCGGCGUCACCAGACAGAUGGUGACUCGGAGGAGGAGGACAUUCCUGUUUGCGGAGAAGGUUUCAACUGUAAAUAGACUUAUAAGAUGUGAUGCAAAGUAUAACGCGUUUGUUUUUGGUAGCCAAUCGGAAGGAACAACAACUCUAGGCAUGAAUUCAGAUAUUGAUACUUUUGCAUGGGAAAAACAUUUUAAUGUGAUAAAAUAUUGGUCAGAAUGGGAGCAAGGGGAGACGAAUCUUUUGAUAAUAAAGAACGAUUGUUCUCCGCCCCAACACUGCUGUUUACAGAUGGUGAGACAUGACUGUCCUUUGCCCGUCACACGGGAGAUGGCGACAGCAAAUUUGGAUAUGGCGGAGACAAUGGAUGGCAUGGUGCUACUGAAAAACACUUGGUUGGAUAAUCCAAUGGAGCAGAUAUUUGGUCGGUUAUUUAGGAAACAAGGGCCCUCAAGAAGUGCUUUGAAAUAUUUAGACGUAAUAGUCGCGUUAAAAUACAGCGGACUGUUGUUUGAAUGCAAUUUCCUAUUCACAAGACCAAAGCCUGGUCACUGGCCGAGACCUGAAAUACUCGCGCAGGCACGUCAGUGUGAAACCUUCCUCGUUCCACAAGGACACGCUGAGAGUGAUCAAUCACAACUGGAAUGGAGGUUUUCUACGUCAAUGAUUGAAAGACUGCUCAUGUUUGAUCUUAAUAUUUUGAAAAUACAGGUUUAUAUAUUUCUUAAAAUCUUACGAACGUCUUUUUUCAAACCGUUAGUUGGUGAUAGACUUAGCACGUUUCAUUUCAAAACAGCUCUAUUGUUCACCCUAGAGACAUAUCCACCAGAGAUCUGGCAGGAGCGUAACCUGCUGCAGUGUGUUAUAUACUGCCUGAAAACUCUUCAACGAUGGUUCAACCUUCGGCACUGUCCACAUUACACGAUCUCGGGAGUGGACCUGUUUGUAGGAAAACUGAGAAAAUGGGAAUUUCCUCUCCUGUCAGCCGUUCUGUCUGACAUGAUAGACAACAUCAUGGACUAUGUCUCCCAGAUAGAAAUGGACCAAAUAGGGGUGAGGAUUGGUAACCUAUGCAGAUCAGUCAGUACAGGAUAUCAGAACUCAUUAGCUACAGUGAGGUUCUGCUUUGAUUGGACUUUAAACGAUAUAUUCGAAUUGUAUUGGAGAUGCACGAUUGAAAGAAUUGACAUUUCUAAAACAAGGAGCAUUCUCAUAAAGGUUCGUGAGAUUCUUUAUGACUCCUAUAUAUGGGAAGAAUUACAGCAUGCACAGACGUUCCUAUACCAAUAUCUUGCCUCCGUGACAGCAUCUAGGUGUCUUCGCCUGAAAAAUCGAAUACCAUCAGACGUUUACCGCCUGUACGAGGUCUCUCUAGACUCAGAUCUCACCUCCAGCAGAUUGAAGUUUGCAUCUAUGAUGUACUGCAGUGGUCAGUAUGAGAGGGCUAAACAGGUGUUGGUCUACACGGAGGCGCUGAUGCAUGCCGAUGUGUGGCAGUACGGUCGGUUUUCAGGAAGGUCUCAACAUAAGCCUACUGAGAGGUUUAUUCAAAAGGUUUUUGAGCUGCCUGUUUCGGAAGUUAUAAAACGGCAUGUUGCAUGCUCCGUUGUUUUUAAUUCAUUAGAAAUAUGUUGUGUACCUGGGUUCCUAGUAUACGAGAUGCAUAGAACGAUUCGCCCUGAAGAUUUUCACCACAGACGUAAAUCAUUCGAUGAUUGGAUGGACGUUGUAGUCAUUGACUCCAAACCCUUUAUGUUCUACCUGCAGUACCUCACGUUCAGACAACUGGGAGAAGAGAGAAGACUGGAAGCACUCGAUAAGCUACACAACUACGUUUGUGUUGAGAGUAGAGGGUGUGGUUAUAUAGAUACAGCCCUGAAUGUACUUGGUCACUGCUAUGAACUAGAGAACCGGUAUGAACUUGCAUGGACAGGCUACAGAAAAUCCCUCGGGCUCCUUCCUUACAACAACGCAGCUAGCUGGCAUAUAGCCUUGGCAUGUUACAGAGAAUUUCUAAAAGAAUUUCCAUACAAAAACGCAGCAAUAUGGCAUUUAGCCUUGACUACUAGUAUUUGAAGUCUGUUUUUGGUGCCCUCGAGGCCAUGAAAGUGUUUCCGUUAUAAGGUUCGACCCAGCUUCUUCUCUGAUGAGAAUUUGUCAUAGUGUCAAUAGACAACUGGUACCAUGUGUUUUUAUUUCAUAAAUCAAUGAAUUAACGUUAAGUGAUUGAUGAAGAAGAAACAGUUAAACCAUCUGGUUACAUAACAUGCUUUGUUGAAAUAUAAAGACAUCUUAUUUAAACAGUGUUUAAAGGAUUUCGUGUACCCAUGCAUAUGUCAGCUUUAUUAAUAAAAGAACUCAUUAAUCUCA
Messenger RNA from Mya arenaria, 2503 nucleotides. RefSeq lists its product as uncharacterized. The transcript has 2 exons. NCBI's taxonomy places the organism in Eukaryota, Metazoa, Mollusca, Bivalvia, Myida, Myidae. Gene Ontology annotation, molecular function: protein binding. The record is from RefSeq and is a predicted model, not a curated record. The coding region runs from base 74 to 2209 and encodes 711 amino acids.